ACCUUCCAGCUGCCUUCAUCUCUAAGUCGUGUGAUCUUCAAAGCUUGAGAAUCAGAUUUCACUAUCCUACUUGGAUGCUCGAAUGCAUCGAUUUGCAUGGUCUCUUUGUGACUGGUCCUACUAAGAUGUCCCUCGUCUUCUCCGAGUGGUUCAUAGAACAUGCUUCAUGAAAUGGCAGCUUACAGGUGUUUGCAUAAUGCGACGUAGGGAAACAUCUUGCCCUCUAAUAACGUUUAUUAUUCUACGCCUUUUGAGUGUUGUUCUUGUCGUCAUAGGACAGGCUACGAAACCCCAUGAGCUCGCGAGCGGUUAACUUUGUCAGAAAUGGACUGCGCCUGGUCUUCCGGCUGCACUGUUUUUUCUUUCUCGCAUACUAGAUCGUGUUGCCAUGAGCAAUUACAAGGCAUCGCUGGAGUGAUAAAAGGGGAAGCGCAAAGUCCACGGCCUUGCAUUCUCCCUCGAUAUACUUCAACUACCAUGGUUUCAGCCAGAAGCCUUCCUCCCGCUGCCGUACGAGCCAUCCUCGGAUAUCUUAAUGACUCUAGGAGUGCCCUAAUCCUCUAUUCGCUUAUUUCCCAAGCAUGGCGAACAGAAGCUCGACAUAUAUUGUUUUCCUCGAUUCACCUUAAUCCUUUCAACUGUCCGUCCGGUGCCAACACGCGGUUGCAGGAACUUGAUCAAUUACUUUCUAGUUGUCCGAAAAUGUGCCCAACGGUAACCAACUUGGCCGUAAACGGCAUCGAUAGGCAAUCCGGGAAGCCCUCUGUUCUUCAUAUGGAUGUCCUUACGAGCAUCCUAGCAAACCUUCCCAACCUCAGUGGGGUUUCCAUUGCUCAUUUCCGAUUGGAAUCGUCCAAUAGAGAUAUUUCCCUACCUCGCCGUCUUAAGCUUGAUCACUUUGAAAUCUGCAAUGUGUGCGGGACCAACUCGAACUACGAACUCACGGCUUUGGGUGACAUCUUGAAACUCAUCAAUGAGGUUCAAGACAUGUACGUCACCUUCGAACAAGACGUGCAAUCGCCUCCUGUUGCGGAGAAACACACGCUGGAAGCCUACGUUGGUGAACCUCACAUCUUGUCCAUUCGAAAUCUCGAGAUAGAUUCGUCCAUCCCUCUCGCUCCAUUCAUUUCUGUGCUUCAGAAAUUGCUUCGUAAAAACACGCUUGUCCGCGCAGAGCUAAGACUGGUGGAUGCUCUCGAUCUAGCCGUUGCAGCCCCCUUACUUCGAGAUGGUGCCACCAAGAAUGUCAUGUUCUCUUGGGCAUCGAUACAAACCGACAGACAUCCCAAUAUCCCCAUAAAGCGGCAACUUCAAGCACUGGGCCUAUCAAUGUACCCCUUGCUCGAGAAUGUCGGCAUUGUGGUUGGAGGGACGGGCCGUGCCACUCAAGCCGACAUUUUUAACUAUUUCCUAAACGCCUUUGAUCUCAUCAGCACCCUGCCCAAGAGUGUCAAAUCUGUCGGUCUACAACUCGAAGAUGAUUGGGAAGUCGAGGGGAACCAGAUUAUUGCUGGGCAGUUCCAUUUUCAGGAAUUAAUGGAACAACUUGGACCUCAUCUGAAAACAUUGGAUAACGUCCUCUGCCAAUCACCGAAACUGGAGCGUUUCAUCCUCAGCUACGUCAUACGGCGUAGAAUCGACCGUGAUAAAGCGGUUCGAGAGGAUACGGAUUCCGAUGUGGACAUGGACAUGGAUAUCGCCGGGGAAUGUGAUGCAAGUGAUGGUCGGGAUCCACAGGAUGACGACGAUGCGAUGUCUGAGGGUUCAACCAUAUGGGAACGUGAGGUGUCGAAGAGGCUUAGGAUUGUCACCAAGCGCGUAUGGGACUCAGAAGAAUCGAACGAUGAGCAAGAAGGAGGUCCACAUACAGAUAUGACGGAGCUCCAGGAGUUCCUAGAGGCCAGGAUGCCAUACUCGGCUGCACGGCAGCUGAUUGUGGUGUCGGACUGUGAUUUGAAGGAGCUCGAAUUUGAAGUAUGAACCUACAGAGUAGAGAAGUCAUGUAUUCGGCCCGGCACUACGAUAUUGCAAACUUCCAGGCAAUACGAGGAUAUUGAGCGUCCGUCGUUGUUUAUUUCAUGUUUUGCAAGUUACAAGAAUAACUACAAUACCCAGUUCGGUCCAUAAGAAUACACCAGGAUGGUAUAA
Messenger RNA from Somion occarium, 2148 nucleotides. NCBI's taxonomy places the organism in Eukaryota, Fungi, Basidiomycota, Agaricomycetes, Polyporales, Cerrenaceae. The record is from the annotation of a GenBank genome assembly.